Rubroshorea leprosula is the source of this 3358-nucleotide messenger RNA. Lineage: Eukaryota; Viridiplantae; Streptophyta; Magnoliopsida; Malvales; Dipterocarpaceae. The record is from the annotation of a GenBank genome assembly.
AAUCUAUCACUCCUUUGUUUCCCGAUUUGCGUUCAUCUUGAAAAAAAUGGGAAGGUUAAUAUGGUUUUCCCAAAUCCUCUGCCUUUCCUUCAUGUUGUUACAGUUUCGAGUCCAAAGCUCCUCACAUUCUCAAUCUUCUCUUGUUUCACCGCCACAUUUGUGCCUUCCUGAAGAGCGUUCUGCAUUGCUUCAUUUCAAAAGCACUACUGAUUUGGCGGUAUACUGUAUUGGUGGUCCUCGUCCUAUAAUACAAACUUGGAACGAGAAUUCAGGAUAUAUGGAUGGCUCUCUCCUGUUUGAUGAGAUCUUCUUGCUAUUGAAAUUGGUUUCUCUCGAUCUCUCUGGUACUUAUGGUUUGCUUCUUGACAACAUGAGGUUUCAAAUGCUUGUGCAUAACUUAACAGAAUUAAGUUUUGAUGGUGAAAUUCCUACAUCAAUCUUCAACCUCACCCAUCUUACUCAUUUGAUACUGUCAUCAAAUAAGCUAAUAGGGCCUCUUCCUCACAAUAUAAGUGGACUCUCAUUUUUAUAUGAGUUUCAAAUGGAUAAUAAUUUCAUCACAGGUCGUGUACCAUCUUGGUUGUUUUCUCUGCCUUCUUUAUCAUAUUUAGACCUCCGGAACAACAGACUUACUGGAUCUAUUGAUCGUGUUGAGAUGCCUAAUCUCAAUUUACAAGAAGUCUAUCUGUCCAAUAAUGAGAUAAGUGGUUCAUUUCCUAGCUCUUUCUUUCAUCUUGUGGGUCUUGGUAGAGUCCACCUUUCUUCAAAUAAUUUAAGUGGCACCAUUACAGCCAACAUGCUUUCAAAACUUGUAAACCUUUGGGAUCUGGAUCUUUCCAAUAAUAGUUUGCUGUCCUUGAGCAAUAAUGGCACUAGUGUCAACUAUUCCUUUCCAAAGCUUGAGCGUUUUAUAUUAUCUUCUUGCAACAUACACAAGUUCCCAAGUUUCUUAAGGAAGGCAGAGGCUUUGCUGAUAUUGGAUAUUUCCAAGAACAAGAUUUCUGGUCAAAUUCACAAAUGGGAAAUAGAAGGGCUGUCAUUGACCACAUUAAACCUUUCUUAUAACUUCUUGACUGGCAUAGAUUCAUUUGGUUUUGGAAAUCUUUUAACUGUUGACCUCAGAUCCAACUUACUACAAGGAUCACUUCCCAUUCUAACAGCAACUUUGGAUGCUGGUAUAAUACAACUCUUCAUUUCAGGGAAUAAUUUCACCCGCGGAAUCCCUUCUGCCUAUUGCUAUUUGAUUGAUCUUGAAAUUCUAGACUUAGCUAAUAAUAGUUUGGUAGGAAAAAUCCCAAAAUGUCUUGGAAACAUUAGAUAUCUCAACAUCUUGGAUUUGCAGAUGAAUAAGUUUCAUGGUAUAAUACCAAAUUCUUUUGUCAAAUGGAGUGAACUGAGAACUCUUAACCUAAAUGGCAACCAGAUGGAAGGGAGACUGCCAUCAUCUUUGGUAAAUUGCAGUUACUUGGAAGUUCUAGAUGUUGGGAACAACUACUUGAAUGACACCUUUCCACAUUGGUUGGGUGUUCUUCCAUCGCUAAAAGUUCUCAUCCUUCAAUCUAAUCGAUUUCAUGGUGCCAUUAACAACUCUAUGCCUGCAUUUUACUUCUCUAAGUUGAGAGUCAUUGAUGUCUCACAUAAUGACUUCACGGGUCUCCUACCAAGUAAGUAUUUCAAAAAUUUGACAGAUAAGAGAGAUGCACAUGAAGAUGAAGCCAAUGUGGAAUAUCUUGGUAUACAUGACCUAAACCAGCCGUCAGAGUAUAGAAUGUACUAUGAUGAUUCUGUGAGAAUAAUAAUGAAAGGUUCAGAGGUGGAGCUGAAGAAAAUCCUGACAACUUUCUCAACUAUUGAUUUUUCAAGUAAUAGAUUCCAUGGACACAUUCCGAAAGAGCUGGGAGAACUCAAUUCACUUCACUUGCUAAACUUGUCUCACAACAGUCUCACUGGUCAAAUUCCAUCAUCUUUGGGCAAAAUGACAGAACUUGAAUCACUAGAUCUCUCAUCAAACAAGCUUGAUGGUAGGAUUCCUGAGGAGUUGACAAGUUUGACAUUUCUUUCAGUUUUGAACCUUUCACACAACAAACUUGAAGGUGAGGUUCCUCAAGGUAAGCAGUUCAAUACUUUCUCAAAUGAUUCCUACAUUGGGAACUCUGGGUUGUGUGGAUUCCCAUUGACAAAGAAAUGCCACGAGGAGGAAGAACCAGGAGCACCUCCAUCAAAAUUUGAUGAAGAAGAUGACUCUGCAGCACUCUUUGAGUGGAAGUUUGCAUUGGCGGGCUGUGGGUGUGGACUGGUAUUGGGACUUAGUCUGGGAUAUAUCGUGUUCACAACAGGGAAACCAUGGUGGGUGGUGAAGAAGGUGGAGAAAUAUCAAGAGAAAUUUGUUGGAAGAUGGAUCUGCAGGCGGUAUAUUCUACAUGCAUCCUACAAUUACGAGUCCAUGAAGGAUGGAACUAAAGAUGACCCUAAGACACAUCCUCAGAGGAGACACUCAGGCACUUUUGGUGCUACUGCAGAAGAGAUAUCAAGACACCAGCUGCUUGUUCUUGGGAUGCUUGUCAAUUGUCCGGUUGAAGUUCCUCUUGCUUUGAAUCAACAAAAGAGUCUCUAUUGCCUGGGUCUAGCUAUUCAUGCGCUUCAGAAAGGAAUUCUUGAGUGUGGAAAUGGGGGCUCUGCUGGUAUACCUACUGAGUCCUUCUAUAGAUUACUAUUACUAGUUCUUGUAUAAACCUGCUGUCUUUCCAUAAUGCUGUAUCUUCUUAGGCCAACAAACAUAAUCUAUUUCCCCUAUCAGGGGAUACUUUGAACAUUUUGUUUUGAUAUUGUAAAUAAACAUGACUGAUUUUUCCUAUAUGGUUGCAACUUUUGGCCUUGUGGGAGAAUAUAGGUGCUAUUUCUAUGCCUUUGAUUUUAGUCAGGGUUGAGUAAACCAUGUCUGUGAUUUGCUACGCUGCAUAUGUUUGAUGCAUUAUCCUUUAUAUAAAAGUCAAAACCAAUAUUCUUCACUGCAGAAUACGUAAACCUUUUUUUGAACACAUCAAAUGCAGGUUUGGAAGAUGAGAACCAGACCGAUUGGCAGAUGUGAUUACAUUGUUCUCUCUCCAAUAAGAGAAAUUAAGAGAGUUUUAUUAAUCAAAUAAUUUUUUCUUUCCAUCCCAUCUCUGAUGAUGUAGUCUGCUUAAUGGUGGUUUAUUGGAUUGUGUGUUGAAGCAGCAGUCACUACUGGCAUAAUGCUUCUCCGAUCCAUUGGGGAAUUCCGAGUGAUUCCUCAAGCCAAAUCUUUAAUUUGUAUCCAUUGGGUAUAGACGUUCACAUGGUCGAAUCAAUUUCUCUUAAAUAGAAUGCCUUGUAUUUU